AUGAUGAUAAUAAUCAAUUGGCAUACGCCGAAACGAUGAAAGAAGAAAAGAGAAAGCAAGGGAGACGACGACGUGCAUAUAAAGAAAAAUACUAAAACUAGGACCGCUAGUUGAGAGUAGAGACGUCAUCAUCAGUGUCUUAUACAGGCAACCAAGGGCUGUAGGCCGUAGCAAUUUUAGCAAUGCCCCAACCUCUGCUCAGGUAUUUUCUGCAAUAGUUUAGCGUGGCCCAUUCGGCCAGCUUUUCUUGGGUUAAUUAAAAAUUGUCCUGUUGUGUCUCGCUGGCUUUGAGUCGCGUGGCGUGGCGUGGCGUGGCGUUGCUCCAGGGCCUUGGCUACGUGUUUGUGACUUGUGAGUUGGGGAGAGAGGAACACGAAGACGAAGGAAAACGCAAGACAAGACGCAGAGAGAGAAGUUGGUUUGGCUUUUUUAGAUUGAUUUUUGUCCGGGCAGGACAGGGCAGGGUAGGGGGUCAAUAAAGAUACUAAGCCAGUUCAUAUUGGUUAUGAUUUUGAUCUUCAUCAUUUUUCUCUUUAUCUGUUCGAAAACAGAAAAACCCCAUUACUCUGCCGUUUCUGUUUCCAUCAUCAAGCCAAGCGCAAGCGCUAACAAGUAACAGCAAAAUUUCCCCUUCACGUGCCCCUACCCAUCCAUUCACUUUCUUUCUUUAUUCUGCUUCUCCCUCUCUCUCUCGCCUUCUUCCACCAGUCAUCACAACACAAUAAAGAAAUGAUCUUUUGACACCGCUAAUUCUCCAGUUCCUUAACGGUGUUGUUUCUUGCAUCCAUUGCCGUUGUCUUGUUGUCCAACACUUUGGUUAAUCAAGAAAAGAAUGGGUGAUCUUCGCGUUUGUUAUCCCAACGGUGACAUUUCAAGGGAGGAUCGCCUAUGCCCCUCACCCUUCCCUUCGCCUCCGUUUUCCUUGUCGUUGUCGAAUCCUGGUCAGCCCUGUUCGAUUGCGAGAGAUAGUUGGGACAGCGCAGAGGAAACCGCUCGUCGUAUAGUUUGGAGUGUACAACCAACUUUGGACGCUGACAGAAAGCGGAAAGAGAUUGUCGAGUACGUUCAACGACUUAUUCAAGAUGGUCUUGGGUACCAGGUCUUCCCAUAUGGCUCAGUUCCGCUCAAGACAUACUUACCGGAUGGAGAUAUUGACUUAACCACGCUCAGCAGUCCAGCUAUUGAGGAUACUUUGGUGUCUGAUGUUCAUGCUAUUCUCAGGGGCGAAGAGCACAAUCAAAAAGCUCCCUACAGAGUUAAGGAUGUUCAUUGCAUUGAUGCUGAGGUUAAGCUUGUGAAGUGCCUUGUGCAAGAUAUUGUUGUAGAUAUUUCCUUCAAUCAGUUGGGAGGGCUUUGUACACUGUGUUUUCUUGAACAGAUUGAUCGUCUUGUUGGUAAAGAUCAUCUCUUUAAGCGCAGCAUUAUCCUCAUAAAAGCUUGGUGUUAUUAUGAAAGUCGUAUACUUGGUGCCCAUCAUGGCUUGAUUUCUACAUAUGCUUUAGAAACACUGGUCCUAUAUAUAUUUCAUCUAUUUCACUCUUCUUUAAAUGGCCCUAUAGCAGUUCUCUACAGAUUUUUGGAUUACUUCAGCAAAUUUGAUUGGGAGAAUUAUUGUAUCAGCUUAAAUGGACCAGUUUGCAAAUCUUCCCUGCCUGAUAUAGUGGCUGAGGUUCCCGAAAAUGUGGGGAAUAAUCCACUUUUGAGCGAAGAAUUUCUGAGAAAGUGCAUCAACAUGUUUUCUGUUCCAUCAAAGGGGGUUGAGACAAACUCGCGGUUAUUUCCUCUGAAGCAUCUUAAUAUAAUUGAUCCACUAAAAGAAAACAACAACCUUGGGCGCAGUGUUAACAGAGGUAACUACUAUAGAAUUCGUAGUGCUUUCAAAUAUGGGGCUCACAAGCUUGAGCAGAUCCUUAUUUUACCAAGAGAAAGAAUACCGGAUGAGCUUGUUAAGUUUUUUGCAAACACUUUGGAAAGGCAUGGAAGCAAUCAUUUGACUGGCAUGCAAAAUCUUCCAUCGACUUCUGAUGCUCGAGGUUAUGACCAUGUAAUGCCAUCACCAUGUGCUAGUAUGUGCUCAGGGAACUAUUUGUUUGCAAAAUCAAUCAAUGUUGGCUCUAGUAACAAUAGGAUGUCAGGAUCUAUAGCUGCUUCUGGAUCCAGAUACAAGUUGGGAUGCCCAUUCGAUGUUUUAACCUCACAGGUAGUGCCAGAAAAAAAAAGCAAUGUCAACAGAAAUGCUGUUUCAGGACAUUGUCACCCUGGGGAUGCUAAGGAGUUUGUACUGUCUGGAUUACUGGCAAUGAAAAGUGAGAAUGAUUCAUCUGAUUCUUUUCCUCCUAGUAGCAACCUUGGUGCUUCACUUUCAGUGAAACCUCGCACUUGUAGACAAAUGGGAAUGGUUGAAAUUGGUAACUCUUUUAAAAGUACGUUGACAGAUUCUAUUGCUGCUGAUGACAUGAGUUUUGCUCUAAAGCCUUAUUCUAAGAAUGACACUUUAGCUGCCAGCAAUGUAGUUUGUAAAAGAGAGUUAGCUGGCAUUUUUGGGGAUUCUGAAUCUUUAAAAUCAUUGUUGGACCUUACUGGGGAUUAUGAUGGCCAGUUUUGGAGUUUGUUAUAUGGUCAAUAUUGCCAUUUAUUUUCUGUAUCUAGUCCUGUGUCCCCCCAUUUACAGAAUGAAAAUCAUUGGGAAACUAUCGAACAAUCCAUACCCUUAAAACAGGAUCUUUAUUCUCAGAGGGACUCAAAUGGGAUUUUGGGAUCACAAUUUUGUUUUUCGAAGCCUCCUGUUGCAGUUCAUACUGCUUUGGAUUCAGAGGAUAAGAAGAAACGAGGAACAGGAACAUAUAUUCCCAGCAUUAAGUAUCGUUCUAAUCGGGAGAGGCACUCAUCUGGGAGAGGAAUCUUUCAGGCUUCAAGAGCCUACAGUCAGCUUCAGAGAUAUACUAAUAAUAAAGGCUCUGCUACUGUUCAACAAGAGAUGGCUUUGUCUCAAGAAGGUAGCCAUGAACUCUCACCAAAGGAGUACCCAGCUCUGGGCCCGGUGAAGUUUGGACCACCCAAUACUCAUCCACCUUACCCAUCCGUUUGGGGUUUAUGUGCUGCCAGUGGUUUAAAUUGCCCACCUGAGAGAUUUGAAUCCGAGUCUUCUAGCCUUGAAUUACAGAGCACAAACAUGCCAGAAGACAAUGCAUUGCCAGAUCCUUGCACUUGUGGCUCCACACCAAGUGUUAUGAUACCAGCAGCACAAAGUGCUAAGCCUGUUCUUGAAAGUAAUCAAGAAAGUGAUGCAGGGCUGUCAUACCAUCUGAAAAAUGAACAUGAUUUUCCACCUCUGUCCCUCUGAAGGAUAAUCAGAACAGAAAAUGUGAAGAAUAGAAGACAGAAAGCAUUAGCAGUAGAUGCUAACAUCUAAACCUUUAGGGAGACCCUUUUUUCCCCAUUACUUCUUUCUCUUGUUGCCUCGGUUGUUUCCAAAUUUCAAUGUUAGCAUGAUACUCGAAACUGUAUCUUGUUCUUGUACAUUCGGUUCGUUUACUUCCAUGUUGUUGGCUUCCAUUGAAGGUGUACAUAGUGAAGUAAUGUUCACUUGGAUUUGGUUUGGCAUAGGUAGUAAAGUCCAAUGGGAAAUUUUGUUUGGACAAUUUUUGGGAAAUAUAGAAUUCUGCAGCUGUAUUGGUCAUACAAUCUUGGAAGCUGCUAUAGAGAUUUGAGUCUUAAAUAUGUAAAAUAUCGACAUUGUUUGAUAUUGUGAAAAUAGAACCAUGUUGAUAUGCCAAUAUGUA
Messenger RNA from Theobroma cacao (cacao), 3782 nucleotides. RefSeq lists its product as uncharacterized. The record is from RefSeq and is a predicted model, not a curated record. Lineage: Eukaryota; Viridiplantae; Streptophyta; Magnoliopsida; Malvales; Malvaceae.